AUGGAUGGCACAGCCACCUUCAAUGUCCCCACAAUCAGAAGCCACCAACUCCGUCCAAACGGGACAAAAAAGGAGAAUGGAAGCAGCAGCAUAAGACUCGAAUCUGGUCACUGUGAAUGUCCUCUAACAGGAAAUUCAACAAUGGGAUUGGGGAAUCAGGAAGAAAGAAAACCGGAAAACCAAGAGUGA
Messenger RNA from Opisthorchis viverrini, 189 nucleotides. RefSeq lists its product as hypothetical. The transcript has a single exon. The record is from RefSeq and is a predicted model, not a curated record. Lineage: Eukaryota; Metazoa; Platyhelminthes; Trematoda; Opisthorchiida; Opisthorchiidae. The coding region runs from base 1 to 189 and encodes 62 amino acids.